CCCCCACCCGGUGAUGUCUGGGGUUCGGUGACGGGACAGCAGGUUCAACCGUCAGUCCAUCUGGUGAGUGGAGGUCGGUGGACAACAGUUUUUCCCCGUGUUUUAUACAUCAUUCACAUUUCUGAGGCCUCUCGUUCAUUCAAACCUCAGACAUCUGGCCUCACUGAAAACAAUCUGACUCCUCCAUCAGUUCCUCCGCACCGGCUUUUUGUUUAUCGUCCGUCAUGGCGAUCGCCCACGUCGCCACGGAGUACGUGUUUUCCGACUUUUUGCUCAAGGACCCCACGGAGAAGAAGUACAAAGGGGUGCGUCUGGAGCUGGCCGUGGAUAAAAUAGUCACGAUCCUGGCGGUGGGGCUGCCUUUGUUUCUCAUCUCCCUCGCCUUCGCUCAGGAGGUGUCAGUGGGUACCCAGAUCAGCUGCUUCGCUCCCUCUAAUUUCUCCAUGAGACAGGCCGCAUACGUGGACUCUUUUUGUUGGGCAGCAGUGCAGCAACAGGCUGACAGUUCACCAAUGUGGCUGCAUAAGUUCUUUCCAUACAUCCUGCUUUCACUGGCCAUCCUUCUCUACAUCCCGGCCUUGCUCUGGCGUUUCACAGCAGCUCCGCACAUCUCCUCUGACCUCAGCUUCAUCAUGGAGGAGCUGGACCGCUUUUACAAUCGUGCCAUCAAACUGGCCAAGAAUCUGGCUUCUUUAGAUAGCAAUGAUUCAGCAGAGGACACCCAGAGUGCUUUGGAUGUCGCUGAGGGCUGCUUUAAAUACCCUUUAGUGGAACAGUAUCUGAAGACUAAGCGCUUCAGUCACAGCCUUGUGGUGAAAUACCUGGCAUGCCGUGUCCUCACACUGCUCAUCCUUCUGCUGGCAUGCCUCUACCUCGGCUACUACAUCCGACUGGCAUCUCUGACCGAUGAGUUUCCCUGCGACCUGCGGACGGGCGUGCUGAAGAACAGCAGUGAUGUGCCGCCUGCUAUUCAGUGUAAGCUUGUAGCAGUGGGUGUCUUCAGAUUGCUCAGCUACAUCAACCUGGGGGUGUAUGUGCUUCUUGCUCCUUUGGUGGUUUACGCUGCCCUCGGACCUGCACGGCAGAGCUCCAUCUUCCUCCGGCCUUAUGAGAUGCUGCCGGGAUUUGGCGGUCUGGGUGUGGUCACGCCCAUCUACAACGACCUCAGUAUCUAUCUGCUCUUCCUGUGCGAGAACCUGAGUGAACUCAAGUCAUUUAAAUGUCUGCAGGUGCUUGAGUUGUUGCAAGAGGCUGGUGAUGAGGGCUUUGACACCAUGUGCCUGCUGCAAUCUCUGGGUCAGGUGAAAACAGACGUGUUAGACAGUAAGAAGACUUGCCCACGCGGGAACUGCAAAGAAACAAAAAAUGCUGAAGAAUAAUCACUCUGAGAUUACAGUCUUGUUUCUGAAUAACUGGCCUGAUGAGGAUAAGUCCUGCUGUGAUGGAAAAGAAGAACCAGGACCAAACCCUGUGCACUUAUUUUAUCUGUAUUGCUCUUAGUGUUUACCAACAACAGUGUAAUCCAAAUGAAAAAACAGAGGAGGACUAUAGCUGUUCAUAGUUUGACCAACUGAUAGUUUACCUCUCAGGUGUCUUAUUUUUAAUAUAUUUGUUGCUGAUUGCAGGCCUUGUAUUUUUUUUCUAAAAAGAAAUCCCUGUGAUUCUCUCUUUUUCUAUUUUUUUUUUUGUACUAGAGUUCACACUACUUUUCUCAGGAUCCAAAUUGCCUUCCAAUCAAAUUAAGCCAUGUUCUUAAGACUGAAAUUUGUGUGUGAAGUUAAUUCUCCAAGUCUAAGAACCUACGUCCUGCCCUUUAUGAGAGAAUGAGGCAAGUUUCCUAAUACUUGUUUUACAUGUAUUUACAGUUAAGGUAAUACAAAGAUGUAGUGUCCAUUCAAAGUAAGCUUAAAAUGAACAUGAUUGUAAAGUAUGUGUGUAAAUGUAUAGUUAUUAACAGCAGCAUGCUCUAUGUCAUGUAUUGGCAUGUUGCCCAACACUAAUAUGCUGAUGGCAACUCUCCAUUUUAUAUGAAAUAUGAAUGAACAUUUUUUUCAUGUGAUAAAAUAUUAAGAUCCUUAUUGCCAGAGGGCUUUCAUGCUUUUACGUGUCCUUAUUCAAUUAAAGAAUGUUGUUUUGAGUUA
This is a messenger RNA of Amphiprion ocellaris (clown anemonefish), 2141 nucleotides long. RefSeq names its product pannexin-1. NCBI's taxonomy places the organism in Eukaryota, Metazoa, Chordata, Actinopteri, Pomacentridae. Bases 225 to 1379 code for a protein of 384 amino acids. Gene Ontology annotation, biological process: monoatomic cation transport; positive regulation of interleukin-1 production. The record is from RefSeq and is a predicted model, not a curated record. Gene Ontology annotation, molecular function: channel activity. The transcript is spliced from 6 exons.